This is a messenger RNA of Chelonia mydas (Green sea turtle), 7656 nucleotides long. RefSeq names its product nuclear envelope pore membrane protein POM 121. Gene Ontology annotation, molecular function: structural constituent of nuclear pore. The record is from RefSeq and is a predicted model, not a curated record. Lineage: Eukaryota; Metazoa; Chordata; Testudines; Cheloniidae. Gene Ontology annotation, biological process: RNA export from nucleus; protein import into nucleus. Gene Ontology annotation, cellular component: nuclear pore. The transcript is spliced from 13 exons. The coding region runs from base 88 to 3297 and encodes 1069 amino acids.
CUGAGGCCCGGCCCGGGGGCGCCGCGCAGGCCGGGGACCCGGGGCGGCCAGAAGCCGCCGGCCGCGGCCAACGGGGGCCCCUUCGCCAUGGGCGGCCAGCUGGGCCGGGCCGAGCCGCGCCCCGCCGGGGGAGCCGGGACCGCGCGGCCCGUGAGCCGCCGCCUCGCCGCGGGGGAUCGCCUGACUCCACCAACUCCCUUUGCGCUGACUCCUCGACACCGGUAUCCAAUUCAGCAGGCCCAGUACUCCUCGUUGUGGGCCCUGCCCACAGUAUGCCUGGAUGGCUACCAGAGGAAAAGCCUGCUAUCUGCUCGCAACUCCAGCAUGGUGCACAGCCCAGUGACAGUGAAGAUUGCACGUCCGGACAGCAACCUGGCCCGCUCUCCACUCCUGGAGCAGCUGGUUUCACCAAUGGCCUUGUCAUGCAAUAGCACCCUGGACCCAUGUGCAAAGGAGACUGUACUGAGUGCCCUCAAAGAGAGCAGGAAGAGGGCUGUGGAGGAGGAGGACCAGAGUUUCCCUAGUGGUCAGGAGAACAAAAGAAGACGCCAUGACAGCAGUGGCAGUGGGCAGUCUGCGUUUGAGCCUCUGGUAGCUAAUGGAGCCCCAGCUUCUCUUGUACCCAAGCCAGGCACUUUGAAGAGGGCCCUCGUUUCCCAGUGCCUAGACGAUUGCUUGAGCAAGAGAUCGCGCACUUCUUCUGUCGGCUCCAUGAACAACACAUAUGCUGGUGGGAUUCCCAGCUCCAUCCGCAAUGCCAUCGCUAGCUCCUACAGCUCCACCCGGGGACUCUCGAAGCUGUGGAAGAGAAGUGGCCCAAGUUCUUCCCCUCUCUCCAGUCCGGCAUCUUCCCGCUCUCAGACACCGGAGAGGCCUAGCAAGAAAGCCAGGGAGGAGGAUCCUCACUGGUCCAGCACUUCUACCCCUGUAAAAUCUGACAAGGAGCUGCAGACAGAAAAGGCUUUGGAGACUCCUGUGCGGAAGAAGCAGAGUUCCUUGACCUUGCCGUCCAUGUCGGGGAGCAGUGGGAAACGCAAGCGGAAGAUCCAGCUGCUUUCUUCUCGCCGAGGAGACCAGCUUACCCUGCCCCCACCCCCUCAGCUAGGUUAUGCUGUCACAGCAGAGGACUUGGAUGCAGAAAAGAAGACAGCACUGCAAUGGUUCAACAAAGUCUUGGAGGAUAAGACAGCAGUAGAAUCCACCCCAAGCACUGCUGCAGAAACCACCCCUGCAUCCAGGCCUGUGUCAUUCACACUGACGUCUACUGGGCCUACAUCUGUUUCGUCGGCCCCCCUGGUCACUGGCACUGGCUCACUCCUGGAGAGUCUGAAGAAGAUGCAGAGCAGCCAGAGUGCUCUUGCGCUUUCAGAUUCGACUGGGGCUGCAGUGACAUCUCAGCUGCCUCUGACAGUUCCCGCAGUAUUGCUGGAUUCAGGUUCACUCCCUGCAACCGUGUCUGACUCCAAGCCUGCGCUGACGUUAAACUUGCCUGCUCCCUUGGCCCCUCCCUCCUCCACUGUUCAGCCUGCCAGCGGUGUGAGCAAGCUGGCACUUCCUGCUUCCUCCGACCUGGGCCAGACCCCCACCAAGACGUCCUCCCCACCUAAGCCCAGCAUUCUCUUUGGGAUGCUGAGUACACCGCCAGCCAGCCAGCCUGGACCAGCGGCAGCAUCCACUGCACCCGCAGCCACCCCCAUGUUCAAACCAAUCUUUGGCACCCUGCCAAAAAGCGAGAGUGGGGCGCUCUCUGCAGCAGGCACCUCUCUGGCAGUCGCAGCAGCUACUGGCUCUGUGCCUCCCUCAACAGCUGCUUCCUCUGCCACCACCGCCACAUUCAAGCCCAUCUUUGGGAACGUAGCAGCUGGUGCUGCACCUGGAGCAACAGCGUCUCCUUUCACAUUCAAGCAGACACCUCAGCCAGCCCCAGCUGCUGCCCUGACAGUAACUUCCACUACAGACACCACCUCUGUCUUCACCGGCCUCCCCAGUGCUGUCUUUACGACUGCAGCUACCGCUGCCAGCACACUGAGCACCACCACCGACUCCAGCACAAAGCCAGCCUUCAGCUUUGGACUCGGCGUGCCGCUUGCCCCCAGCGUAUCCCACAGCACAACUGACACUGCUCCCGUCUCCACCCGAGCAAGCCAGCCGUUCCUGUUCGGAGCCUCUCCAAACCCAGCCCCUAGCACAGCAGCCAGCUUCACGCCUACCGCUCCCAUCUUCCAGUUUGGAAAGCCUGCAGCCCCCGCAGCCCCCACUACCAGCGUUCCAGCAGGCUCCACCUUUGGCCCCGUGCCCUUGAAUGCAGCACAGGCUGCUCCCAGCACCACCGCUGGCUUUAAUAUCUUUGGGGGCACAAAUCUGACCUCUUCUACCCCACCAACCACCAGUCAGUCAACGCUGUCGUUUGGUUCCUCCCCUGCUGCAUUUGGUGGUUCCUUUGGAACAGGUGCAAAACUGCCCCCUCCGUAUCCUGGUGCAGCUGGUCAGCCUGCGUUUGCCACUGGCACCCCGGAGAGCCAGCAGCCCACCAGCAAACCUGCCGCUGGCCCAGCGAGCUUCAGUACCCCCACUUUCGGCUUUGGGGCCUCCGCGGCCCAGUCCGCAGCACAGCCGGCCUUUGGGAACAGCUCCCAGCCAGUUUUUGGAGGCACUAAUACCCAAGUUUCCUUUGGCACCAACAGCUCCCAGCCAGCUUUUGGAGGCACCACGUCCGUGUUCUCCUUUGGAACAGCCACCACUUCAACCGUGUCAAGUUUUGGCUCCAACACCCAGCCUACAAAGAGCAGUACAGGUAGCAUGGUAUUUGGCGGAAGCACCCCCUCUCCAUUCCCCUUUGGGGGGUCCAACCAGCAGAGCACAGGUGCCAGUACCUUUGGCAUGGGAGCGCCUGCCCCGAGUGGGGGCACCCCCACAGUGGCAUUCAAUUUUGGGGCUGGACAGAACGGAUCGGCAAGCACAGCAACCCCCUUUGGUUCUUCUUUGACACAGAACACGUUGGGUGCCCAAAACCAGAGUGCGCCAUUCGCCUUCGCUGUGCCUGGCACUCCUGACAGCAAGCCUGUGUUUGGAGGAUCUCCCACUCCCUCCUUUGGGCAGAGCACGCCUGCCUCAGGAGCAGGACCUGUCGGGAGCAACAGCCUUUCCUUCGGGACCCCCAGCACUCCCGGGUCGGGCUUCGGAGGAGCAAGGCCUCCAUUUGGACCAUCAGCCCCUGCAUUUUCUAUCGGGGCAGGAUCCAAGACUGGGCCCCGUCAGCGGCUGCAGGCACGAAGGCAGCACCCCCGCAAAAAGUAGCCUCUUGGCUCUUCUGUUGGAUCGUAGCUCUGGCCCGGCUGUGAAGAGCCCCGCCAGCCACAUGAGCCAAGGGGCCUAGUUCUAAGUAACCCUUCUGACAAGCAGCCAGGGCCCUGGGGUCAGGCGCUCGCUUCUGAAAUCAGUUGGAGACACUUCUGGGCGACGCAGGACAGGAUAAACCAAACCCUUCGUACUUGAACAGUUCCACGGCCGAGACUGGAUAAACUCUGUACAUAUCAGCAGUGUUCCUCUUCUCCCUUCUUUCUCCAGGGCUUCAUCUAGCGGCUCCUGUGCUCUCCUGACCUGACAGUUGAGCCUUCCCCAUCCGCCAUGUACCGAGUGCGUGGAGUGGGAGCUGGUGGGGGGACGAGGGGAUGUGCCCAUGGUGCUGGCCCAUAUGCACGUUCCCUGUGCCUGAAUGGAAACUCGUGUUCUGCUCCUUCGCUUGCUGUGUCCCUGCAUUCUUCCCCCUUGUAGCUUUGCUGUAAGUGAGGCUCUUCCCUCCAGGCAGAUGCGUUCCCAGUCUGCUUCGUGGCUGCUGGCCCUGGAGGGGGAUGUCUUCGCUGGCUCCAGAGGCCUUUCCCUGCAUGGUGAUCUCAUGACUUGAUAAACACACCUCUCCCCCCUCCUCCUAUGGGACUCCAGCCUCUGGUUUGAACUGGCAGGUGCUGACUUGCCAGACAUCUGGCCUGGGCAAAUCUAGUAGGUGGGACUGGCCCGAGUCCCUGUGUGUUGGGGAGUAACUCUUGGUGCUCCAGACAGACCACCAUCCAGCUCCUGCAUCUGGGCCUAAUUACCGCUGUGAGCAAUCUGCCUUUUAAUGCUCCUAAGCAGACCUUGCAACUCAGCAUCUUGCCUCUCCUGCGGGAACCCAGGAUAGGUUGGCAGAGCUGCCCAUUGCAGGGGGUACCCUAGCCUCUGCAGCCAGGGAAGGCAGGAGGGUGGUGCCUUUGGUGCACCAGAGGGGUUCUGCCAGGCGCAGGAACGAGCAGAACCCCUGCCCAGAGGAGGUGGGACGCUGCCACUUACUGCCCUCUCCCAUCGUGAUGCUCCCGUAGUUUUCCCUGCUCCUGUCUAAGCACUGUCUGUUGUGCUCUUCGUAUAUUUGCUCCUGUUUGUUCGCUCAUUGAAUCGAGCUUGGAGGAAGAAUUGAACCGUGUGCGUGGCGGCAUGUUGGUAAUGCCGGAUUUGCUGUGUAAGGAUUUUGCGGGGAGGCUGUCUCCUAGUGGGGGACGUGCCCUGCCUAACUGGGUGUUGAGAGUAGCAUCGUUGUGUGGCUACAAGUGCUGAGUGAACUCUGUAUCUAAAUGUGAUGACUGAAAGAAUGGCAGCCUGGGGCGUGGGGGGCCAUAGGGCCCUCGGGAUGCAGGGGGCUGGAAGGGUUCCCUAGGUCACGGUUUGGCAGCCUCUUUGCUGUCAUGCCCUGCUCCAAGCCUAGCUCUUCUCUCCCCUGUGCCAAAGCCAGCUUGCUCUUGUCUGCCCAUGGUCUGUAGCACAUGUCCCUUCUCGCUUCCCUUCAGUGCCAGGCUUCCCUGGGACUGCACGGAGCUGCAGGCCCUGCCUGAAGCCACUAAAGGGAAAGAAUCCCCAACUGACAUGCUUAGGACUCUGCUUUUUGCCCUCUUGUAAAGCUUUCUAGCCCCUCCCCGCUGAGACUGGCUCCAGGGGCCCAGUGGGAGCCAGCGGGGGGCGCUCCUGGGGCUGCCCCUGUAUCUUGGAGCUUGGAGGGGAGUGGGCCAGGGCUUCUAUUCCCUCUGUUGCCCGUGGCCUCUGGGGAGCUUUCACUGGGAGGAUGCCUUGUGUGCCUCGGGGAGAGGGGCUGACACCCCAAAGGCCUAGGCCCCUAUGACUCCCCCACGUUCCAAGAGUGACUCUGGCCGCCAGAUCUUUUUACUACUCAGAGGUGUGAGUGUGUGUCUGCCGAAUCCUAAAUUAACAGAUAUUUAAACAUUUUUUAAGAAAAUAAAAAUUUAUUUUUAUAUUUAAGCUAAAUUGCCUUUGAAUUCCUUCAAGCUUGGUUCACUGAGGUGGUCAAAAGUUCAAAGCUGUUGACUAGGAUUUAGCUGUGCAGUUACUCUGGGGAGGAGGAAGUGGUCCCUGGCAGGCCUGGAACCCACCCCUGCCAGCCAUGGCAGGCUGGGCUAGCAGCUGGGAAGGGCAGCUAGCCCAUGUGGUGCUUUGCCCAGAGGCGUGGGGGCAGGAAGGGCUGGCCUGCUCUGUCCGAGUGGGUGCAUUCUCUUCCUGCUGGCAGGAACUGCCAGGGCUGCUUCUCCCCUGACAGUCAAUGUUACAUGAAAUGUACUUAAUUCUUUUAUAAUGUGCUGUAUGUGGAUGUGACUAAACUUUUUUAUUUUUCCUUGAGACUGAGGCUUAGGAGCUCUUGCACGUCAGAGAGAGUUGGGUGUUAUUUUUUUCUACCAGGAACAAUGAGCCUCUCCUGGCUGGGGAGGCAGGACAUGGGCGGAAAGUCUCUGGGCUCUAGCAGCUGGGAGGUGGCUCCCUUUAGAGUGUGGGGGUGGAGGUUGCGCUGCACUCACCCCUACCCCUUUGGAGGGCUGUAGCUGCCUGGUGUUGGGCUGUUUUCCAGCCUUUCCUUAGGGUACCAAAGCAGCCAUCGUGGGCUGUGGGGGGCUCUCCCCAGUCCAUGGGCACUGCCCAACCAUGUAAAGAGCACCGGCCCAGCCUUGCGGGAGUCUCAUUUCAGUCUGACUCUUCGCACGGGUUUGGAAAAUGAGGUGAAGGGGCUCGUACCUUAAAACUGGUCCCUAACCCCCGCCCCCAGCAGAGCCACCCCUCGCCUGAGAGGCCAUAGCGGGUCUUCUCUCCUUGCUGCAGAGCACCUGUCUGGGCCCACGCGCUGUCCUGUGGGGCGACCACUCGUUCAGCGCUGGUGUCAGGCCUGCGCUUUUCCAGCCUGCUGCCUUCGGGGGGUGGGGGCAAUGUAUGCUGUGUUCAGAGGCUCUGGAGCUUCCCAAAUCUACUGGGAAUUGGGGCAGUUUCGUUCUGACACGCUGUGAAUGGUCCGUGGCUGUUGGUUCAUGCCUGCCUAAGUGGAUGUCUUUGCUCGCUGGCUUAGAUACAAGAAUUGCUUCUACCCAGAAAAAGGAGGAGAGUUCAGUGUCAGCCAGUGAGCAGAGAUCAAGGUAGGUGUUGGUGCUCGCUGCUGUGACUGCUGGCAGGCCUGCUCCCACGUGCCUGUAUUCCUGGGAGACGGGCCUGAGGGAACUGGCCUACAGAGCUCCGUUAACAGGAGGAGGCAGCUCUUCUGGUUACCUCAGUUGACUUUCCUCCACCACAAGCCCAUUCUGCCCAGCCUCCCAUCUAUCUCCGUUCAUGGCGGUGCUAGGCUAGAGGUGACCUACGAGGUAGAGGCCACAUAUUAAGUUUUCUGGCCACGUUAUGCUGCAUUGGUGUGUAACUUACUGUAAUUCUGACGCCCUGCAGCAGAAUAUAAGGAGGAGGCCUCUUGCGCCUCAGACACAGCUGGGCUCCUGCAGGCUAAUUAAACUCUGUUGGGAGUAUAUUGCAUCGGAGGCCCCUGUUCACACCAAUGGGGUGUAAUGCGUUUCAGAGCUGAACUCCAGGCUGUCUUAGUGUUCCACAUCGGAGGCAGGUUGCUGGGGCUGGUGGAAGAGCCGAACAGAACAAUGGUGGGUGGAUGGUCUGAAUUUAUGGAAUAAAUUAUCAGCAACCGAAAAGAGCCCCGUGCAGUGGUUUGUGCCCUGAAACAAACCAUGUUCAUAAUCAGUCUUCAGGGCACGGAGGUUUCAGGCUAGUCCAGUGAAAGAACCAGGGUAGGAAGAAGUAAUAAGGUCCAGAUACCACCACAGCCCGGGGGGGCUGGUUCAGACACUUCCUAGAGUGUUACCCUGGGCUUGUUUUUAAACUGGCCCUGUUCUAGUGCUGGUGCUCUAAACUACCAAGCAAUUUAGCAGCUGUAACGAGUCACUUUGCUGUACCUUGGUUGGGCUUGUGUUUGUCAAUGGCCCUUUCCUCUUUUUCUAACCCAGUUAUGCUGGGCCUGAGUUUUCCAAGCUCUCCCACCGUUCUCUGCUGUGAUUAGCAAAUACCAAAGCUGCCUAGUGACCAGGCCGCUGCUCUAAAGGACCCCAUCUGGUUAUUGCACAGAGACCUUCCGCUGCCCGGCUUCCUCUGUAGCGGCUGGGUGAGAACUGUGCGUGUUGCAAACCUGAGUGGGCUACAGUACAUGAAUGUUGACGGGUGGGAGGCUGGGUUUUUUAAUUACAAAUGAAAACUUAGAUCAUUCCUGGUGCAGCUGGUGGGGAUUUUUAGUGUGAAUGUGCAAUUUUUUCCCUUGCUUAUGUCAUUGAUUUAAAAUAAAAACAAAAUUGUGCUCGA